Molecule: messenger RNA, 12190 nt
Organism: Gorilla gorilla gorilla (western lowland gorilla)
Lineage: Eukaryota; Metazoa; Chordata; Mammalia; Primates; Hominidae
Gene: INPP4A
Product: inositol polyphosphate-4-phosphatase type I A
Exons: 23
Coding region: 1040-3691 (883 amino acids)
Cellular component (GO): cytoplasm
Molecular function (GO): phosphatidylinositol-3,4-bisphosphate 4-phosphatase activity
Source: RefSeq, a predicted model, not a curated record
AAAUGAAAACAAAAACACUACCACCAGUGCAUGGGCUUGUCUCAGAGAGCUUGCUGCUGCUGCCACCACUGCUGCAGUGUUUCUGAGAAGACGGAGCCCUCACAGUUGUGAACUUCUGUGGAUGGGAAGGCACAUUGGAGCCUCCGUGCCCACAGGCUCCUGUCUCCUCAGCAUGGGGCCCGCCCCCUUGGGGGUAUGCUCUCCACAGGUGGCUGGGGACAGGGAGGUGAGCCCACCUAGAGCUGCAAACAGAGACCCUCCCCACCCCCACCCCAAUGGGGGAAAGGGAAGGAGGGGUUGGGGAAACCGGGCAUAGAGUUCAGCUUUGUUGCCCCUGGCUGCAAGGCCUUGUGUUGGCUGAGUUUCGCUCUCUAGCCCUCAGUUCCCUAUUGUAUAAAAGGCAACAUUGGCACCUGCAUGCUCUCUUUCUCAGGAUCAGAUAAGAAUGUACUAAAAAGUGGAUCAGAAUGUGCUGAGUCUGGGGUCAGCGAUACGUGGCAUCACUGUGCUUACCCAGGAGGCCUGAGACGCCUCUCCAUCAGAGCCCAAUGCUACCCAGCGCUCCUCUCCCCUUUUCCCAUUCCUUGGUCAACAUUAGUUGGUGGCCUGGCACCAAUGUCCAAGAGGUGGUGUGACAUAAAAGAGGCACCUCCUGGGGAGUCAGAUGACCUGGAUUCCAGCCCUGACCAUGCCAGGCUAACCACAUGGCCUUGAGCCUGCCACUCGACCUUGCUGGAACAGUUUCCUCCUGUGCUACGUGAGGAUGCUACUGCUUGUUUGAGAGACAAAGAAGAUCAAGGUGGUUAAGCACUCCCCAGCCCCAAAAGACUUGGACAAAUUGCAAAACCCAUAAAAGUCUUGCAGUGAGCUGCAUACUCCAUCGCUAGAUCGAAAGCCAAAUAGUUUUGUUGCGGUGAGUGUCACCACCCCUCCUCAGGCAUUCUGGACGAAGCAUGCACAGACGGAGAUCAUUGAGGGAACCAACAAUCCUAUAUUUCUAAGCAGUAUUGCCUUCUUUCAAGACUCUCUUAUCAAUCAGAUGACACAAGUCAAACUCUCCGUGUAUGAUGUCAAAGAUAGAUCUCAGGGAACAAUGUAUUUACUGGGCUCUGGAACGUUCAUUGUCAAAGAUCUGCUCCAGGACAGGCAUCAUAGGUUGCAUCUAACACUAAGGUCUGCAGAGAGUGACCGUGUGGGUAACAUCACCGUGAUUGGCUGGCAGAUGGAGGAGAAGUCAGACCAACGGCCACCUGUGACCCGGUCUGUGGACACUGUCAAUGGGAGGAUGGUUCUUCCCGUCGAUGAGAGCUUGACGGAGGCAUUAGGAAUCCGAUCCAAAUACGCUUCAUUGCGAAAGGACACUUUGCUGAAAUCGGUGUUCGGCGGUGCCAUCUGCCGCAUGUACCGGUUUCCAACCACUGAUGGUAACCACUUGCGGAUCCUGGAGCAGAUGGCAGAGAGCGUGCUCUCCCUGCACGUGCCCCGGCAGUUCGUGAAGCUCCUACUAGAGGAAGAUGCAGCCAGAGUGUGUGAGCUGGAGGAGCUGGGAGAGCUGUCCCCUUGCUGGGAGAGCCUCCGGCGCCAAAUUGUCACCCAGUACCAGACCAUCAUCCUCACAUACCAGGAGAACCUGACCGACCUCCAUCAGUACAAAGGGCCCUCGUUUAAAGCAAGCAGUUUGAAAGCAGAUAAAAAGUUAGAAUUUGUUCCCACAAACUUGCACAUACAAAGGAUGAGAGUUCAAGACGAUGGAGGAUCAGAUCAGAACUACGACAUCGUCACCAUCGGGGCGCCAGCAGCACACUGCCAAGGUUUUAAGUCAGGAGGUCUCCGCAAAAAGCUGCACAAAUUUGAAGAGACCAAGAAACACAGUUUUGAGGAGUGUUGUACAUCAUCUGGCUGCCAGUCCAUAAUCUACAUACCACAGGAUGUUGUCAGAGCCAAGGAGAUCAUCGCCCAGAUCAACACCCUGAAAACCCAAGUGAGUUACUACGCAGAGCGGCUGUCAAGGGCAGCCAAGGACAGGUCUGCCACUGGCCUUGAGAGGACACUCGCCAUCUUGGCAGACAAGACACGGCAGCUGGUCACGGUCUGCGACUGCAAGCUCCUGGCCAACUCCAUCCAUGGGCUGAAUGCUGCACGGCCUGACUACAUUGCCUCCAAGGCCUCUCCCACUUCGACUGAGGAGGAGCAGGUGAUGCUUAGAAAUGACCAGGACACCCUCAUGGCCCGGUGGACAGGGAGAAACAGCCGAUCUUCCCUGCAGGUGGACUGGCACGAGGAGGAGUGGGAGAAAGUGUGGCUGAACGUGGACAAGAGCCUAGAGUGCAUCAUUCAGCGUGUGGACAAGCUGCUGCAGAAGGAGCGGCUGCAUGGCGAGGGCUGUGAGGAUGUCUUCCCCUGUGCAGGCAGCUGCACCAGCAAGAAAGGUAACCCGGACAGCCACGCCUACUGGAUCAGACCAGAAGACCCCUUCUGUGAUGUCCCCUCCUCACCAUGCCCCUCCACCAUGCCCUCCGCUGCAUGCCAUCCUCAUCUGACCACACAUUGCAGUCCCCCUCCUGAAGAGUCCAGCCCAGGUGAAUGGAGUGAGGCCCUUUACCCACUGCUGACCACUCUCACCGACUGCGUGGCCAUGAUGAGUGACAAGGCCAAGAAGGCCAUGGUAUUCCUGCUCAUGCAGGACAGCGCGCCCACCAUAGCCACCUACCUGAGCCUGCAGUACCGCCGUGACGUGGUCUUCUGCCAGACGCUGACCGCCCUCAUCUGCGGCUUCAUCAUUAAACUGAGGAACUGCCUGCAUGACGACGGCUUCCUGCGCCAGCUGUACACCAUCGGGCUGCUGGCCCAGUUCGAGAGCCUGCUGAGCACCUACGGGGAGGAGCUGGCAAUGCUGGAGGACAUGAGCCUUGGGAUCAUGGACUUGAGGAACGUGACCUUCAAAGUCACUCAGGCCACAUCCAGCGCCUCCGCAGACAUGCUGCCCGUCAUCACAGGAAAUCGCGACGGGUUUAACGUGCGGGUCCCUCUGCCGGGCCCGCUGUUUGACGCCCUGCCCCGGGAGAUCCAGAGUGGCAUGCUGCUGCGAGUGCAGCCCGUCCUCUUCAACGUGGGCAUCAAUGAGCAGCAGACACUGGCCGAGAGGUUUGGCGAUACGUCUUUACAAGAAGUCAUCAACGUGGAGAGUUUGGUGCGGUUAAAUUCCUACUUUGAGCAGUUUAAGGAAGUUUUGCCUGAGGAUUGCCUGCCUCGGUCUCGCAGUCAGACGUGCCUGCCAGAGCUGCUGCGGUUUCUGGGUCAGAACGUGCAUGCCCGGAAGAAUAAGAACGUCGACAUUCUCUGGCAAGCUGCUGAGAUCUGCCGCCGCCUUAAUGGGGUCCGGUUCACCAGCUGCAAGAGCGCUAAGGACCGUACAGCCAUGUCGGUGACGCUGGAGCAGUGCCUGAUCCUGCAACACGAGCAUGGCAUGGCCCCGCAGGUCUUCACCCAGGCCCUGGAGUGCAUGCGCAGCAUUGGAACACGGGAGGUAGUCACCCAGAAGAACUUGAGCGGCCUGGUGCCCAUCCGAGACUUAAGGCUAGACCCCAGCCUCCUCUGUUCCAUCCCUUUAUUAGCUCUGAGCCCCAAUUUACUGAUUGUGUGGCUCUUUCUGAGCAUAGCAUACCUGGUGACCAAAUUGCGUUGCAAAUGAAUAUCAUUAUGAAAAAUUAAUAAGUCACAAGAAAAACAAAAGUGCCAGAACAUGUCCAGCCACCGUGUACCUAACUGGACAGAAGGAAUGUGUCAAACCGUGGUCUGCCAAGAAAUAUUUCAUGCCUUACAUUUUGACGUUUUGUUCUUCUGAACUGUAAAUAUCUGCCAAAUUAUUUCACCAAGAAGACUUGUUUGUUUAGCUCCUGUAGCAUCUUCAGUGCUUGUAACAUGUUCUUACGGUGCCCUGUCACUGCAUCGUUUAGCUGGCCUGGAAUUCCUUGUACCACGUCUCUACCUUCUGAUGUACAACUAUCUAUCACCUGUACCUCUCAUGUGCCCUGUUUCCAAGAGAAACGAGUUCUGUUUAAAGAGAAUUUGUAUAUUUGAUACUAUUCUUUAAGUGUACUGCUAACCCUUCCUUUUCUUUCGACGACAAACGAAAAGAAAAAAACAUGCUUUAUAACUGGCUUAUCUAGAAAAACCUAUCUAAUAGGACAUGUACUUUCUGCUUUCAUUUCAAAGCGUAGUCCCUGAAUUACAGUAGCAAACAGUUUGCAGAAUCCUACCAUUUCCUUGCUUAUGUUUAUUAUUUCCAAUUAAGGAUGACACAAAGCUGUGAAUACAGUAGUACACUGUAGCAAGAGCCAGACACAGUCAGACACAGAAAGAUCACCUACUGCAUACGCCAGACACAGAAAGAUCACCUACUGCAUACGCCAGACACAGAAAGAUCACCUACUGCAUACGCCAGACACAGAAAGAUCACCUACUGCAUACGCCAGACACAGAAAGAUCACCUACUGCAUACGCCAAAGAAAGAUCACCUACUGCAUACGCCAGACACAGAAAGAUAACCUACUGCAUACGCCAGACACAGAAAGAUCACCUACUGCAUACGCCAGACACAGAAAGAUCACCUACUGCAUACGCCAGACACAGAAAGAUAACCUGCUGCAUACGCCAGACACAGAAAGAUAACCUGCUGCAUACGCCAGACACAGAAAGAUAACCUGCUGCAUACGCCAGACACAGAAAGAUCACCUGCUGCAUACGCCAGACACAGAAAGAUCACCUGCUGCAUACGCCAGACACAGAAAGAUCACCUGCUGCAUACGCCAGACAGAAAGAUCACCUAGUGCAUAAGUCAGACACAGAAAGAUCACCUACUGCAUACGCCAGACACAAAUCACCUACUGCAUACGCCAGACACAGAAAGAUCACCUACUGCAUACACCAGACAGAAAGAUAACCUACUGCAUAAGUCAGACAGAAAGAUCACUUAGUGCAAAAGUCAGACACAGAAAGAUCGCCUACUGCAUAAGUCAAACAGAAAGAUAACCUACUGCAUAUGCCAGACACAGAAAGAUCACCUACUGCGCACACCAGACACAGAUCACCUACUGCAUACGCCAGACACAGAAAGAUCACCUACUGCAUACGCCAGACACAGAAAGAUCACCUACUGCAUGUGACUUUAGAUUUACUCUUCACUAUGUAAGGAUCAUUCAGCUGGUUCAAGGAAUUAAUGCAUAUAGUCACCAAAGGCUGUUAAAGUUAUAUACUUUUAUUUAUUUUAAAACAGUAUUUUUCAUUUAAAAAAUGGUAUCUUUAAUUGCAGAUUAAAGUUCCAACAUCUUUUCUCUCUUACUAAUGACAUAUGAUUGAUAAUGAAAAAAAAUCAAAGAAAAAAAUGCCAAAAAAAAAUGAUCCCUGACUUGUGGGCAGUUGCGGUGGAUGGAGCUGUGAGAGCAGCAGGGCGCUCUGGUUUCUGCUGGUGCCCCCUCAGUCCUCACGUGGCAUUCCCUGCAAUGCGAUGAAGUGUAACCUUAACACCCAUGUGGGGCAGAGGGUAAUUGUCCACCUGUAAAAGUAACCAAAUAGAUCAGGAAAAACUCCCCACACCCUGUGCAGGAUGGUCAGCAGCUUCUCUGUUUUCUAGUUCAUAUUAUGUUGUGCCUCCACUUUCUAUCUCCAGCUGGUUCCCCAUACACUGUAGUUUAUGAAGACGAUUUUUUUUAACCAGGCCAGAAAAAUGGGAAUGAAUUUAGAGAAGCUUGCUUUUCCAGAAACUUGACACCCAUGCAUGCUCAGAAACCCAGUCGACCACAAAAGGCAGCGACCUCUCUUCAUUCUCUCUCCAGGACUCCCAGACCUUACCCUGGGCUUUCUCUCAUUCGGUAUCAGCUCAGAGUCUGGGUCCUAGGAAUCAUAGAAGCGGUUAGCAAUGAAUGGCAAAUGCUAGACUCAACACUUUACAUCCUAAAAUGUAAGACCAUCAUGAGCACUGCAGGCUCCCUGGGGCAGGCAUCACCUGUGUGUCACCCCUGUAAGUGAAUCCACGCUUCUCCAAGUGCAGUGUGUUCACUUGUCUUCUAAAAUAAAUGAGGUGGCUGUUGUGGCAUAGCUCCUGGCGGCCUUCAGUAGGGAGUCUGAAGACACCAAACGCCAGCUCAUGGGUGGUGUAAGCUGUGGCAGCAUGACAAUAGUCCCUGGGCAGUGUCCUGUCCAGCCUGUGAUUAUUUGAAAGGCAUGUUUGCCACUUUCCCUCUUUCACAUUGAGGCGUGCACUUCAACUAAGACCAUCUUGUUUGCUUUAUUUGAAAGCGAGAGAGCAGAGUCCACAGCCUCAUUCAGUUCCCAUUACACAGCUUCCUGGUCCUGCUCCUGGUAACGUGGUUCCAAUGCCUGUAGUGGUGAGUCACGUGCACGCCCACCUCCACAGCAGGGCUAGUGGCUAGGCAGAGCCCAUGCACAGAGGAAGGCCCUCUGACUGCAGACAGCACCCCUCCCUCUCCCAGGGCUCAAGGAUGCUUCUGUGGCACCCUCCAGGGACUCCUCCCAGGACCCUGCCCCAUAGCACAGAGAAGCUGUGGCCAGGCCGAGGAGCCCCUCCCAGGGGGCCUCAAGGACACCACGGCCUGAUCCUUGAUUGUCACCACACCUUUCUGCCCAUGUGGGCUUGGCCCGUGGGCUGAGAGAAAUGAGACCAAAGGGAGCGAGAUAAGGUUCUUUGUUUCUCUCCUCCAGGGUCUGGGUGAAAAUCAGUAUGCCGCCUGUGCACUUGGAGAGCUACCAAAAGAACACCAUGAGAUUAGCCUAGGUGGUGGGUUGGUUUUGGCUUUUUAAACUUAAAGUAUUUGAGAAAAGAAACUCAGUUGCUCUCCCUUUAUGCUGAAUUUUAAUGUCACUAAGGCCUUUUACUCAUGAAAUCAGGCCAAAUACGUAUUCAAAAUCUUACUUGCUUUAGUGAGAAAUAGGCAGGAUGAAACAAAGAUGGGGAGAUGAUUCAAGAAAGGGGUCAUUGACAUUUAGUGAUGGUUUUUAGUUGCUUAUACAGUAGUAGUGCUGAGGCAUUGUUGAUGUCAGCCAGCUCUAGGUGUUCAGAUUAUAUCAGCUUUCCUGAAGUUAGGGAAACUGCAAUCAGGAGUGGUUCUCUUUGGAUGGUCUUAUAAAAUUGUUGUAUAAGUUUUUUCAACUAGUGUGACAGUCACUAUUUAUGCCUAUGGCUUGAUUCCAGCAGAGAUUUUAACACAAUGACCUGUUUUCCCUCCACAAAGUGACAGGAGUAGCAGCCACCCCGUGCUCAGCCAUAGAAUCACUAAGAUACUGAUGCCUGCAGAUGAGUUCUCAAGUGGAAGACCCCACUGGAACUGGAAAACUAGAGGAUUCCCUAAAAUUAUCUGUCACUUGGGGUUUCCAUUUUAAUUUUCAUUUCAAAAAUGGAUGCCCUUGAAAAGAAAUAAUUUAUUGAUAUAAUAAAAGUAAUCAUGGAGCUUUGAAAUAAUUAAGUCCCUCUUGCUAAAAUCUAAGACCACCUCAACAUGUACCAUUGGUUCCUAAAAAGUAUGCAGCCGAUGUGAUCAGUGGAGGUGUCCUGCCUUAGGGCAGCAGCUUGGCCUCUGCAGCAGGAAACCCCAGUUAGCACAAGCUGUCCUCGCCACCUCUGCAUGCCUCGCCCCGGGCCCUCUUGCUAGCUCGUCCGCACAGGCAGGUGGUGGGAUGACAGUGUCGGCAUGUGAAUCAGCCACAUCAGCCGGAUAUUGCAAAUUCAAACAUCUGGGGGAAAGUAAAUACAAUUUGAUUUGAAAACUACGUUGAAAUGAAAGUAUAAUCUUUGUUAGAAUUUCACAUCUGAUGUGUUCAGCCAGCUAAACUAGGCAUUAACUCUUUUAACAUGUAAAUAAAAGAUAAUGUCAAAGUUCACAAAUUAUUCUGCCUCGCUCCUCACGACAGUUUAGCACUUACUAGUGACGGGUGGUUUUUAAGCAGUUUGUACAUUUCUAUAUAAAUGGAGAAGCCAUAUCUGAAGUAGUUCAUUAAUGUAAGAGUUUCCAAAGAUUAAAGGAGAUUAACUGUGUAUAGGAACCUAUAGCUUCUGCUUUAAGUGGAAGUACGUUUUUGAUUACUGAAUGAAUGUUAGGCAAACAUGAUUGUUACUUACUCCAGGGGGCCUCCUGUGGCCUAGGUGUUCAGCUCAGAUGACACACAUCUAGCUGAGGCCUUGAGGCUCUGUGACAAGAAAGCAUAUCCAAGUUACCAAAUUAGUUAUAACAACCAGGUGGAUACUUUUCUAAACUAUCGGAGCUUAGCUUUUGAAUAAAAAUUACUGUCUUACCAAAAGUAUUUUACAUGUUCUUGAUAAUGAGACUGUCAUUUUCACUUUAAAAGGCUUGAGCAAUUGCCACUGAUGUUUUUUUUUUUAAAUGCGUGACAUAAUGGUCUUCAUACAAUUUGAAUUUUUAAAAAAAUCACUGUUUCUUGGUAACUGCAAAUUUUACAUCUCAUAAGGGGAAUUUUGUACUAAAUUUGAUAACUAGUUGAUUUCACUGCUAGUCUUAGAACAGCAUAAAACCAUCAAGUUACACUGUGCUGUGGGAACUCAUUUAUGUUUAAAAUCGCUUUUGCUGGUUAGUUUUAUGUCUACACCUGAACAUUUCCCAGAGAACUCCCCGGAUGCACUCACUGAGCAGGUGAGGCCCCCUGGCUGCUCAUCCUCCCAUGCAGUGUUUGUUUUUGCCCCCUGGAUUGCCAUGGCAACCCUCCAUCAGAUGCAGCUGAGGAUGAUGCUGGUAGUGAGUUCUCUAGGGAAGGGCACCUGUGGGCUCUCACUGGCUCAGUGGCACCUGUGCAAGAGGGAACACAUGGGGGCAGCCCACCUGUGGAAGGGUGGCUGGCUGCUACCAGAACUUGGUGAGAUCCCUCCCUCAUAACAUUCCAGCCCUGAUUGCCAGGCUGCUCUGCAGACAGUGCAUGAACCCAUUGGAUUACCUGGCACCCAGAACAACUGUCCUCCAGGAGACAGCAGACCAGAACAGCCUUCCUAGCCAGCUGGCUUUGCUACAUGUUGAAUUCUGCAAGGAAAGUCAGCAUUUUGAAUUUGAUGUGAUUACAGCUCUUGCUAAUACAGAAAAGUCCAGCUCUUUAAAGCUCUGAAGUGCAACUUUAGUAAGAGUAGUAAUAUUUCUUUUUCCACUUCAUUUGCUAUGUGAGGGAAUCUUUGAACCACAAGUUAUGAUAGAACCCCAAAAGACAUGAGCUACAUGAAACCAUUCACUUGGAAAAAGUUUGCUUCCGCUUAGAUACAGUGCUGCUUUUAGGAACGCACAACUCACAGCCCCACGCAGCAUGUGUCCAUCUCUGUGCUUCUUAAUUGCCUUGUUCAGAAACCUGCCAUCUUACGUAUGUAUUUGUUGUAAAUGAGUCCGGCACCCAUUUAAAUUAAUCUUUUUUUUAAUGUUAUGAAAAUGAUCAGUUCAUUUCAUCUUAGUUUAAGUCUUUUCUUUUUUCCUUUUUUACUGCCGUCAUUUCUUGUGCUUGUUUUUUCCCCAGUGAGGGUUGUCGAAGAGAAAAUACAAUGAAGAAUGUUGGAAGUCGCAAAUAUGCAUUUAAUUCCCUGCAGCUGAAGGCUUUCCCCAAGCAUUACAGGCCUCCCGAAGGGACUUACGGAAAAGUUGAAACGUGAACACAUGGUUUCCUCUAAUUAGCUGUUACAUAAUAAAUGUGGGUACCCUCUAGUGUCAUAUAUGAAUUCUUCAAGAAGACCUGAAGGAUUGGUUUUUAUUUUUUGUGGUUUUUUAAAAAAAAAACAUUUCACUAAAGAGUCUCUGGAGCAUGUUUUUUGUUUUUUGGGUUUUUUUCCCCAUUGGAAUCAAUAGGAGGUAAUGUUUGGCUCAAUAGUGUGGAUAGUAACAACUGCCCAUUUAAAUAGCCUUUGGCUGUAACUACACAGAUCUCAUCAAUCGCUACCUACAUGAAUCAAGCUAGGUUUGUCUGAAAUGCUAGAAGACUUUUUCCAAUGCCUGCUUGCUCACUUAUUUUUCUACAGAGUAACUCAAAAGUGACCAUUGAAUUACAAUCCACUUUGUAAAAAUCUGAAUGUAAAACAGUAAAUAAUAAAUUAAAUAAUUGGAUCCUAGGCAUACCAAUAAAUGUUAUUUGGGGAAAGAAGCUAGCACUAUCUCAUGCAGUGAGAAUAACGGGUUCUAGUGAAUUAUCCUAUCUACACUACCACCUGAAGAAGUUGAAAGAAAGAUUGAUAAAUCAACGGGAGAUAAGACUUUAUUAGAAGGUAACACCUGCAAGGUACCCCACAUAGUUGGGGCCACUCUUUUUUCUGUCCCUUAUGAGUUACAGAACAGGGAGUCUGCUGGAGACACAAAGCCAGCAGUAAGGUCCCUUUAGCCUGUCUCCUGUUCUCUGAAGCUCCCUGCCGAGGCUCCCUCACGCCCAGAGGACACAUCUCCCCUUCUUCUCUAGAUGUUAAUGUAGGGCCUCAGAUGUGGCAUGUCAACACUCCCAUGGGGAAUUUAUGACCAUAGAGAUAGUAGAAACCUAAAUAUUUUCAGAAAAAAAAUUUUUUUUGCAGGAUUUCCAAUUUAUCUUUGAAAAGACAGUACAAUCAUGUUUGAAUGUCUGAUGAAAGUGUCUUAUUUUUAGGUUUGGAAUAAUUGUUACUUUCUUAUUCUCAUUCUUAUGUAAGAUGACUAUUGAGAAACAGUUGAAAUUUAUUCUCCUCAAACGAGAUUUUGAAAGGGAUUUAUGGGCCAUAAAACUUAGGAAUUUCAUAGAAAAUUUUGUCUGGUCAUCUUUUAUAAGAUGAUGAUGAGUCUUAUCUGCACAUAGCAGAGUUUGUUUCUUAGCAGUUUGUAUGUUUUAUUGAUUCUGUUUUUGAUGUUUACAUGUUCUUGAAAAGGUUGUAAAAGAAAUACAUAUGGCCCAUAUUAAUGAUGCUGAUCCUAAUGAUUUGUGAACCUCUUAGAAAUUCUUAUGUCUAAAAGCCUAGAGAUUCUUCUGGUUCCUUUAGAAACAUGUAACAAACUUGGGCCAGGGGUGCUGAGGCAUGGGGAGGACUGCGUAUUGGCAGGAACACAGAGGGGGUGGGCAUCAGGUAGGGUGGAACUGGAUGACCUUCCACACCCCCUCCUACUCAGAAGUCAGCAUGCAAGCAGUGCCUGCUGUCUCCCAAUGCCUGCAGGGAGGAAAAUGUCUGUGAAGGACACUUUAAUGAAGGACGAAGCUCUCUGCUGCUCCCUCAAAGCUGAGUUCACUGUGGCAGGCAGGAGGCAGAGAAACUCCUGCCUGCCAAACCCACUGCACAGGUGGCUGCUGCUGGUAUCAGAUUCUCCUUUUUAAGUGUCAAUUUCUGUUCACAGACAGUUUGUUUUCAAUAUGGCUGAUUUACCCUUUCACCUCUCCACCAUCUCAUUUAAUUUGUAAAUUUUUAGUUCCAUCUUUUCUCAUAAAAAAUCUCCGUGCUUUUUAAAAAUAAAUAUUACCCACAUAGUUUUCAGAUCUUUUUUGUCUGGAGAGCAUUAAAUAUCUGCACUCAUCAAAGGGAAUAUAGCAAAUGUUGAUCAUCUGUCGGCAGUUUUGCAUGUGACACCUUUAUAUGAAUUAUUUUCCCAAUUUUUGCUUUAUGUAAUGGGUCACCAUAAAACUGUAAGACUUGGCAAAUGCUAUAGAAAAGGUUCAGGUUUCAGUAUUCUCUCUGAAGGCAUCGUUCCUGGGCUUCCGGCAGCAUCACACGCUUCCAUUGCCUGCAGGGUGAGGGUGUGUUGCACAGAGGCAAGCAGCUCCUCUCUUCUGUAGGAGCUUUGAGUUUUCAGAGGUGCAGGGAAGGCAGUUUUACAGGUUACCGUAAAAUAGAGGUUCCGUCCAGUGUUCCUUAUAAUGCCUCCCCAUUUAAAAAGAAAAGAGAUCUAUGGAAAACUGGGAAUGUAAUGUGGAUUCUGUCAGAGCUCCUACAGAGCACAGUUGCCUUUAGUUUCCUUUAAAGAUGUAAAAAUAUUGUAUAAUACAGUUUUGUCCCUACACAAUUGUAUUUGCCAAGCUUAGUGCAUUAUGAUACCUUUAUUUAUUUGUUUUAGGCAGUAUUAAUAUAUAUAUAUAAACAUAACAGUUACUGUUUUAUAUAUUCUUAGGUCAUUCAAAGCCAUGUAUGCUGUAAAUGUGCUAGUCUUUAGAAUGACACAUAAUAAAUAACUGACAAGAUAUUAAA